This is a messenger RNA of Rhizopus microsporus ATCC 52813, 839 nucleotides long. RefSeq lists its product as uncharacterized. The coding region runs from base 1 to 828 and encodes 275 amino acids. The transcript has 2 exons. The record is from RefSeq and is a predicted model, not a curated record. Lineage: Eukaryota; Fungi; Mucoromycota; Mucoromycetes; Mucorales; Rhizopodaceae.
AUGCAAAAAAUUAAAAAGCGUACAGGUGAACUCAACAGCGAAAUAAGAGCACAUCAAGAUAGAGUACACUUUUUGCAAACAAAAUUGAAAAGUGUCUUGAAAGAAUGCAAGUAUUACCUCUUGCAAAACAACAUCAAUGAAGAUAAAAAGAAAUGGAUCCGUAAGCGUGCUGGACCAUUACAUCAGCAAGAGACCAAGCAUAUCAAUCAGAUGUACCAAAGGAUAGAACAGAUAAAGACAUGUAAAGCUGAAUUCAAUGCAAGAUUACACAGAAUGAAAGAGGAAUUAUCAACGGAAAGAACAAAAACUUAUCUUAAGCGAAAACAACUGACAACUUCAUCCAAUAGAACUAGAGAGGAACAAAGAAUACAUAUUAUCACACAAGAUGCACUUAGGUGUAUCGACAAAGUAGAAAAUAUGAAGAUAGACAAUGGCUUAUUAAAAUCGGGCAAAAUUACAUUUUUGGGCACUGAUAAUGGUCUUGUCACUACGAUAGAAACUGUUGGCUUUGAUAUGAAAAGGUUUAAAUUCCACCUUUAUCUAUAUAAUAAGUACUCUGCUUUAGAAAACCUGUCAGACGAAGAACAAGAAACAAGUGGAUCUACUAUUCAAAUGUCCCCAUACAUGCAGUUACCGAAGCCAUACAAGACCCAUGCAUCUGAAGUUGACUACAAAAACGGUGCACAAAAAUAUAUAAAGCAGCUUGAACUUGCUAAAAACACUACUGAUAUAGGACGACAAGUGGUGGAAGCCGAGGUCCUUUUAAGCAAAGUUGAUACAACUAGUGCUAGAAAGCUUGAACAUUUAAAUGAAUUACAUAAUACAUAGAUUGAACAUAA